Molecule: messenger RNA, 3598 nt
Organism: Anolis carolinensis (green anole)
Lineage: Eukaryota; Metazoa; Chordata; Lepidosauria; Squamata; Anolidae
Gene: bub1
Product: BUB1 mitotic checkpoint serine/threonine kinase
Exons: 23
Coding region: 284-3421 (1045 amino acids)
Biological process (GO): mitotic spindle assembly checkpoint signaling; meiotic sister chromatid cohesion, centromeric; protein phosphorylation
Cellular component (GO): nucleus
Molecular function (GO): protein kinase activity; ATP binding
Source: RefSeq, a predicted model, not a curated record
UUGCCGAAAGAGGAGAGUGCUGCAGGAGAUACAAGAACAAUAGAGAUUGCAGAUUCAACCAUUUCAAAGCUCCCUGCUUGGGUGGUGAUGGCACGAUCGUCAGCAUAGAUGAAACUCUCUGUCCCUUCUGGCAUUGGCUGAUCAUUUGUGUAAAUGUUAAACAUUGAUGGAGCAAGUACGCUCCCCUGAAGCAGGCCGUUCUUCUGUUUUUGUCAUCUGCUUUUCUGGUCCUGGAAUUGAAGAAAAAAGUUCCUGUUUUGGAGCAGAUUUCCUAUGAGGCGGGAUGUUUGAAGCUUAUAUACAGAACUACAAAGGCGAUGACCCACUUGAUCCUUGGUAUAGGUACUUUCAGUGGGUCGAAGGACUCUCAGAGGCAGAAGGAAAACAAAACUACCUGCCACGUUUACUGGAGCAGCUUGUGAGAACGUUUUUUAAUGAGAAGAGAUACUACGAUGACACUAGAUUCAUCAACUGCUGUGUGAAAUUUGCUAACAUUAUGAAUGAGCCAUGUCAGUUUUUUGACUAUAUUUAUAGCCAAGGAAUUGGCAGCAAGUCCUCUGCUUUAUACAUUGCUUGGGCCGAGCAACUCGCCAUGCAAGGAACUGUGUCUCUUGCAAGCAGUGUUAUUCAGAAGGGGAUUCAGAAUGGAGCACAGCCAGCUGAAAAACUGCAGCAGCAAUACAGGCUUUUGCAGAGUCACUUGACGCAUGGCCAAAUUCCAAGCCACGUUGGUGCCUUGCAGCCGCUUGACCCUCAGCUGUCCGGUCAGAUGCCUUCUAAAGCUGAUCCAAACUACCAGAAACAGAAUCCAUCCGAACCAGAGCCCAUCACUUGCGUUGGACAAGAAAACAUCUAUCAACCUAGAUAUGUAACCACUAUUUCAAAAUCAGAAGUCUUACCAACACCAUCAUCCGGCCCCCCGCUUGAACAGAAGGCCAUGUAUGCGAAGGACCUUCUGUAUUGUGAAGGCUCUGAACUGUGCUUUGAAGAAGUGAGAGCCAAAGCACAUUUCAAAAGGGCAGAACGCCUGAAAAGGCAGAAGGAAUGGGAAGAUGAAGAGAAAGAGUUUAUGAAAAAGAAAGAAAAUGAACUCCUUGAGCUGCAGAAGUUACAGCAGAAAUUGGAGCAGCUCUCCCAGACAUCAUCCCAGCAAAUGGCGCCAGUGCCAUCUGUUCACCAGUCUUCUCGAAGCACUACAGUGGAUAAAAAUGGCCUGUCUACACAAAACAGCGCAGGUCAGUAUUAUCCAAGCUUGGCGGCACCUUCCUCGGGAAGAUAUUCAGAGAAUUCUUUAAAUUUCGGGAAGGAGCACCCACGUUUUGGAGAUGUAUCCAUUUUACGGCCAAGUGAAAAUCACAGUCAACAAUCAGUCUUACAUAAAGUAACAGAAGAAGGUGCUUCAGCUCUGACCCCUGCUGAAAAUCGCCAACAACUAUCAGGUUUUGGUGAGAUUUUGGAAGGAGCUUAUUCUGGUCUACAGCUUAAUGGAAAAAGCCACCCACAACAGUCGUUUUUUGAUGAGGUGUCAGCAGGAUAUCAUUCAGUUCUGCACCCUCAUGAAAAUCCCCAGCACCGAUCCAUACUGGCUGCAGCAUCGGCCUCACCAGGUGAAAGGGCUUCAACCAAUGUUCAGCUUGGUCUUGAAGAUUGUGAGAAUAGUUUCCAUAGACUCCAGGUCAGCUGUGACAGUUUGGUCCAGCCACUUCAGAAAUGUUCGGUUGUCUCCCACAGUUUGCACCACAGUGAAGGGUACUUGAACAACUCUCAUCAGAAGCUGCAGCAUUCCAUGGAAAUGAGAGCUCCAGGUAGUAGAGACUCUUCUGCUUUGUUUGAAAAUCGUCAGGCCACUCCAAACACAUCAAACCUGACACUGUCUAAAGUACAGCCAUCUCCAACUGUUCAUACAAAAGAAGCUCUGGGUUUCAUCAUGAAUGUGUUCCAUGCACCUUCCGUAAGAGACACCACUAUGUUUUCAGAAGAGGACGAGGAAUUUGAGGACUACUGUAGGAAUAAAGGACCAUGUGAGGUUCCAAAUGUUAAUAAGUCUACUGUGCCUGUUGUUCCUGAUCCACCUGCUUUCACCAUAUUUGAAGAUGAGAAUGCAGAAGUCCCACAACCAUGUCCAAAGUCAACAGAAGUCAGAGUUUUGGGUGAACGUCCCAUAGCAGACUGUGCAGCCAAACAAGCAGAGGUUAUUCAGCCACCUGAGGGCAUGACAGGUGACUUCACUGUUUGGGCGGGUCACUGCAAUAAAACCCUGGCUCCCAGUCCAAACAGCUCCAAGGAUUUUGCUCGUGCUGCUCAUCUUGCCUCAACUCCAUUCAGUGGAAUUUCAGGACAUACAGACAAAGUGACUCAGAGAAAAGUAAUUGAAAACCCUUGGGAUGACAGCUUAACCCGCCAGCUGCUAUCUGCAUUGCCCAAACCCAUAAAUGCCUACUCCAAUACUUUUGAAUGGGGAUCAAAUGUUCCAGUUCUCAGACCGAAGACGAACGUGUGCUUGGGUUCCAUGCCCUGCCAUGUUGACUAUUUACUCGGGGAAGGAGCUUUUGCCCAAGUCUAUCAAGCUUCUGUUCCUGAUAUGGACAACACAAAAAAUAAUUGUAAAGUAAUACUGAAGGUGCAGAAACCUGCAAGCCCCUGGGAAUUCUACAUAGCUACUCAGCUGACAGAGAGGCUGAAGCCAAGCCUGCGUCAUCUGUUCAUCCACUUCUAUUCUGGUCAUUUCUUCCGUAAUGGAAGUAUUUUAGUUGGGGAACUUUACAGUUUUGGAACUUUACUGAACACCAUAAACAUAUACAGAAAACUGAUGGAGAAGGUGAUGCCCCAAGCGCUUGUCGUCUACUUCACUGUCAAAAUCCUCCACAUGGUAGAAGAGCUUCACAAAUGUGGGAUAAUUCAUGGAGACAUUAAGCCUGACAACUUUAUUUUUGGUGAAAGGUUUUUUGACACCGACACGUGUGAAAUCGAUGGCACAUCUCAUGGCUUGUCAAUUAUUGAUUUUGGCCAAAGCAUAGACAUGACCCUUUUCCCAGAUGGAACAGUGUUCACUGGAAAGUGUGAAACAUCUGGAUUUCAGUGUAUCGAAAUGAUGACUCACAAGCCAUGGACUUACCAGACAGACUAUUUUGGCAUUGCUGCGACAGUGUACUGCAUGCUCUUUGGCACAUAUAUGAAAGUGAGAAAUGAACAAGGGAUCUGGAAACCUGAGGGUGUCUUCAGGAGGGUCCCCAAUGCGGAUGUUUGGACUGACCUCUUCUUCACUUUGUUGAACAUCCAGGAUUGCAGCCACUUGCCUCGCCUGGGAGACUUGCGGGCAAAACUAAGAGACUUAUUUCUGACAUUGUAUGCCAACAAAAUAAUCGCUUUGCGGAAUAGGCUUGCAGUGUUGCUUGUUGAAAAUAAGCGUCUAAGGAAGUAAAUCCUAAAACUCCUUGAAUGGCUUUGAUAAGGAUGCCAGCAAUAAUUACUUGAUGGUCUAACCUUGUCAACAAGGUUAGACUCUUACCUUUUAAUAAAACCUUUGUAUAGGUUGGUAUUUGUGUUUUUUUUAAACAUUAGUGUUUUAAAAAAAUAAAUGUAUUUACAUUGUUUGUAA